UGGAGGGAGCUUGUCACUCCCUAGCAGUAGCAUUAACCACAACCUCAGCAUCCAAAUCGGAAGGCAGAAGGCUUUCUUUCCUGGUUGAAAAAAAAUCAGAAAACAUGCCAGAGCAAAGUAAUGAUUACAGGGUGGUGGUGUUUGGAGCAGGAGGAGUUGGCAAAAGUUCACUGGUCCUGAGAUUUGUUAAAGGGACCUUCAGAGACAGUUACAUCCCUACAAUUGAAGACACUUACCGGCAGGUGAUCAGCUGUGAUAAGAGCAUAUGCACUUUGCAGAUUACGGACACAACAGGGAGUCAUCAAUUUCCUGCCAUGCAGCGCUUGUCUAUUUCCAAAGGACACGCAUUUAUUUUGGUCUUUUCGGUCACCAGCCGGCAGUCUUUGGAGGAACUCAAACCCAUUUAUGAGCAGAUAUGUCAGAUCAAAGGGGAUACAGAGAGCAUUCCAAUCAUGCUGGUGGGAAACAAGAACGACGAGGACCACAACCGAGAGGUACAAACCACUGAUGGUGAAGCCAUGGCCAAAAAAUGGAAGUGUGCCUUCAUGGAGACCUCAGCUAAAAUGAACCACAACGUCAAAGAGUUGUUCCAAGAGCUGCUGAAUUUGGAGAAACGUAGGACUGUGAGCUUACAAAUUGAUGGCAAGAAAAGCAAGCAGCAGAAAAGGAAAGAGAAACUGAAAGGCAAGUGUGUGGUCAUGUGAAAGGAUCCUUAUUCUGGAGCAGUCAUGCCAAUGUCGUCUUCUAACUGUACCAGAUUUCAUGCCCCUAAGCCAUGGGAAAAUUGGUGAAAACUGUUUUAUUAAUAGCAAUUUGGAAAGAAAAGUAUUUGAAUCAAUGAGUUGUUUGAAGUAAAAGUACUUUCAAGAAGUUGUCUUUUCAUAAAUUAGCCAUUAACAAGAACAAUAAAUUGUUCCAAAGGCACAAAGGUGUCUAACUUCCAGAUCAGAAAUAAUAACAUGUCCAUGUUCACUGGCAUUACUAUUGCAAUGAAAGGAUCUGGUAACUAACCAUUUAAAGAUAAAUGCUAGUGUUAUGUACAGAAUAAUGAACGAUGCAUGUGGGUGUGUACUCACAUCCAUACACACAUAUUUGGCAGACUUAGUUUUAUUUUAUUUAGGCAUUAGGGAAAUGACUUUCCUAGACUGUAAAUUUUUUCUGCUUCUACUAUGUCUUGUUUUUUUCUCACUAAUUCCUUACCCUCCUAAGUAAUGUGUAAAAUAAUCCUCCCUCUUGUACCCAGAAGAACUGCUGGAUGCAUGGGCAAAGCUCAAUAACCUUCAGUUCUACUUGCAGAUAGUUCAGUUCAGAGACUGCAAUUCAACAUGGCAUGGAAAUUAUUAGAAAAAUAGGAUACCUGGGAGAGGAAAUAUUUUUGAUCAAAGGGUAAAAUUAAACAAUGUUUCUAUAGUUCUUAACCUUCUGUAUAUUUAUUUGUACCAAAUACCAAAUAAUACUAAUGAUGUUCUAUAAUCUGAAGAAUUUCUAAUUUAUAAAUUUAUUGAGGUGAAUUACAGUUAUAAUCCAUCAAUUGUGAAGAGUUAAAACUAUUAAUUUACUAUAGACUGAUUAGGAAUAUUUGUGCUGGGGAACAAUCAUAUGUUACUUGGAGGGCAACCAAAGAGCAUACUUGUCUCUAUGGCAUAGACAGGGAGAUCCAUACUUUUAUGCCAGAAGUGCACUGAUACAAAUAUGUGGAUGUUUCUCUGUAAUAUUCAGCCUCAGGACGAAAGAAGAAUGGUAACAUCCAAACACUAGUUCCAAAAUCUGAUUGUUCCCCAGACACAUAAAUAAAACCACUGAGACUACACUAGUCUGGAGUUGGUGCAGAUAAUAUUUUUUAUCAGUAAUGGGAAGAAGUAAAAUGAAAUUGCUUGCUAACCUUCCCCCUUAAAAUAGACAUGCAGUACAUCCCACUCUGGUUGCAGCAAACCACAGAAGUUGUGAAUAUGGCUCCACCAGGAAAUUUUAAGUGACCCUUGGAAUUAGGAAAUUUCGAAAACAAUCUCCUUCCUCAAUGAAUCAUUUUCUGUGCACAGUAGACAUCAAGGAGUAUCACUAAGGUUGAAAUGGAUUAAACAUUCUCAUGAGUGGGUUGGCCCCACCGUAUAGGGCAAAGACACACUACCAAAACACUUGGAUGCAGCUAUCCAAGAACUCAAAAAGUUGUUAUCAGGUUAUCAUUUCUCAUGUGAGAAAAGGGAGAAACAGUCUUAAGUAUAUAUUUUAGGAAAGGAGGAAUUGAAUUUAAAUGGAUCCUCCAUGAAAAUUGGAGGGAAGAUUAGAUAGGAAAAAAACCUCAUCCCUGUCAUACUCUCAACAAAUCUAAGCUGAAGCUUCAUUUUAAAGAUGAAUCAUUUAGUUAUGUUUAGUACCAAAGAAUAAUAAUCUUAACUAUGUUUCAUAGUAAUCAAAUAUUAAUUUAUUUUUUCUUCCUUCCACACUAUCCAUACCAUUUCUUGAAUUGGUCUCUGGUUUGCCCUUCAGGCCAAAUAUGGCAUACCCCUUGGAGAAGACUGUAAGAUUCUUUGAAUCUUAUUUGCAAACAGAUGUGGAUUCAGGUUAGCCUUGAUUAUUUUAGACAACUGAAACCUCUGCAUUUAUAUUAUAGCACAUUAAUCAGAACAUUUCUCUGAUUAAUAUGAGGAGAAUGGAGUCUUUUGAGUGGUAUAUUGGUAUUUUAGCAAAUGCAUAUAUAAAAAGUGAGGCAAUAUAGCAAAAUAUUCAUAAAAAUAGGAUGUGUGUUUCACUGUGAAAGUCACUGAAGAGGUGCUUUUAAUGCAUUGUCCGUUUUUAACUAGGUAUUGCUCAUGAUGUUGUUAAUGGUGUGAAUCCUUCCAUCUUAGCUGCCCAAACACAUUUCUGUUCUGCACAAAAAGAAUAAUUUCAGGCAAGCAAGGAUCCUGCCAUAUGAAACCAUAGCUCAUUUCAAAUGAAACAUAUAUUUUUUUCAUUUUUUGUAGAGGAGAAAUAAAAAUGGAUGAACCUAAGGUGAAGAUAGAUGCCCUUUAUAAAUGUUUGAUCUUGAUAGAACAAAUGUGUGUGUGUGGGGAGUGAAGUGUUACAGCAGCAACUUGCACCUUUAAACAACACACAUUCAUUUGAACAAGAAAAUCUGUCUUCUGAUGUUCCAGUAAAGGAGGGGUAGGGGAGGAAUACAACUUUAAUAGUGCUCCUCUCAUAUGGUUAUUUGUUCCAGACUGAAUGCCGGAGAUGAUUAAUGGUGUUCUCUGAAAUGUGGUGGAAAUUAUUUUGACACCCAUUCAGUACAUGUUGAAGCAAUUGUUUUCAGGACAUCAAAGCCUGUUAAAACUUCCUCCACAUUUAGGAACUAUAAGAUGGAUCCAAUAGCUUCUUUUUUUGUCUGAGUCAGAAUCUCCAGGAGAAGGAAACCAAGGAGACCAAGAACCAACAUCCUUAGUCUAUUAGUGAAAUCUAGUGUCAAUUAGGAUUUUGUUGUAGCUUACCCUGAUGUGAGAACCAGCGGUGGGUUUCAAUUUAUUUUACUACUGGUUCGCUCAUGCACACGUGUGCGUGCAAUGCUUCUGCACACGAACAGAAGGAUUUGGGCAGGUGGACAGAGCCUCCCGCUGCUGCCACUACCAGUUCGCCCGAUCCGGGCCGAACCGGCAGAAAACCACCUCUGGUGAGAACCCAUCCAAUUAGGUUAAUUUAUGAUUUAAGGUAUUGUGUGAACCCAAAUAGAGAUAACUACACUUGUUGUCUGGAUUCAUUGGACACAGCACAUUGAUUUCAUUUAACAAAUGCUUCCAAUUCAGUCUUUUUUUUUUUUUUUUACAAAGGAACAGUACAUCUUGUUUUCAUGUUUUCUUUUAAUUUUUUUGCAUCAGGUUUGUCAUUAGAAAGAAUCUCUUUAAAACCACAUAAAAGCAUAUGAUCAUUUUUAAAAUUUAUUUUCUGUUAAACAAGUUGAUUUUUCAACUAUCACAAAAUCCAACAGCAUUUAGUAGGUCCAAUAAUUCCAUAUAGAAACACAUUAUUGGCUUCUUUUGUUUUUAAGCAUGCCUUCAUGAAAAGGGUUUUCACCCUUUCCAUUUAAGACUCCAUUAAGGAAAAUAAAAACUCCAGACUGAAAUAAAUUUUGAAACAUAAUCUAGUAGCUGCUUGCUAAAAAUGCAUGUUACAUUUAGAAUCUACUUACAAGCAAUGAAUACUUUGAAUUAGUAUUUCAAGACCAACCUAAACAUGAUGUAAGAAAAGACAGCUCUUAGUUCCUCUUUCCUUCAUAAUUUUUGCCAACUUCAUUCCUAGGUCUAUUUUUCAUAACCUGCAGAAAUUGAAUAGAUCAAUUCCGAUAUAUUUCUUUGGAAUCAUUUAAUACUUUAAGGCAUCCUUGAACAUUGAAGUCAUCCAAUUCCGGUAGCAUUUCUCUGGCUUCUUGUAGCAAUAUUUGCUCCAACAACACCUGUUUAUCAGGGAUGCUUCCUAUUUUAUGGUAAUAAUUGCUGGCUAAUUAGUGCUCUUCUUUGUAAUUUGGAGAGUAGUUUUCUAGCCACUUGCUGUACCUACUAUGCUUUAGGAUGUAUCUUCUUUCUGAAUUAACUCGGGGGAUGUGGGAAAGGUGGGUGAGGCUGGACUUGAUCUGAGACAUUUUUUGGCAGUGGUGUCACUGAAAAAGAGAUGCUUUAGUGAUGAUUAAAUUAAAUCCCAUUGUUUCAUGUAUGCGGUUCUGUAAAACUACAUACAGAUAUUAACCAUGAUUUAUUCUAACGGCAAUGCAUGUGCAUGAAUAUAGAGGUACCAGGAAGCACAUAGCCUGCCAAUUCACAAAUUCACAGAUGCAAAAAAAUAAUAAUCUUUAGAUCUUCCAUUAGGGCAAGACAGUUCAUCUCUUUUUAAUCAAGCCAGAAGAGCUAUGGUUUUAACUCAGUUUAAUAUGACCAGCCACGCACAAAAUAAAACCUUCAGAAAUAUCUCAUUGCAUGUUUGUGUGUGAGAAAGGAGCCUCACUUGGAUGCUACAAAUAUGCUUUCAUCACUGUAAGGCUGGGAGAUAACUAAAGCAGCCCCACGGAACAGCCUGUAACUCCCAGAAAAACUAUUAAUAGAACUUUCCUUGUAAAUGCAUGACAUCCCUGUCAAAGAAGCUUGUACAAAUCCUUCUUAACUUCAUUCAGUCUAUAUUAUCUUUAAAAAAAAAAGGACAGUUCAUUUAUUUCCCAAAUCCUGUCUGUGAUUGCAAAUCUAAUCAUUUGUACCAAGGAGAAACUGAAACAAUCAAUUUUAAACAUGUAAGUGUUCUAUUUAGAUUCCAGAAAUUAGAGGAUAUUUUAAAUAGGUAUGCAUAUUAGGCUCUGUCCAAUCAGUCAUCUCUUGGAGGUCAUUAUUUAAAUGGAAACAUACAAUUCUUCUGUUGCUUGUUGAUCCCAUUCUUGUAAUAAUAGAAUAAGCCAUGACUAUAUUUCCUAGCCUUGCAUUUGCUGAGGCAAAGCUACUAUACAAGCAAUAUUUAUUCUUCUACCAGUAAUUCUAAGGAAGGUAUGUUUUAUAUUAUACCCUUUUGUUGUAAUUUAUAAUAGAUUUUACAUAUAUGUGUGUUUAUCAAAAUACAUGUUCACUCUUACAAUGUAUAGUUUUGUGGGAGUUUUUUGAUAGAAGACAGAAAUUCUUAGGGAAUAAAUAGUUAUUCGGUUUGUUACAUACGUGGUUUAUUUUCAAGUGUGAUACGAAUAAAUAUGAAAUGUUUGAAAAUCAAUAUUCACACAAAAAAAUAACUUGUUUAAACUUGUCAAGGGAUGCCAGCAUCAUGAACAUGUAAUAUGAAAAAGUAUGCUGUUCAAAAAGCAUGAAUUUUAUAUAAGUCUGCAAGCUAUUAAGAUGCAUAUUCAAGCGUAUUUAUUGUUAUAGUUUCAUUCAGUAAUAUUUUAUUCAAUAGCGUUUAUCAUGUACUUUGUGCCUCCAGGUUUCUAUGUUCCCUGUGAUAUUCUAUAAAUA
Molecule: messenger RNA, 5954 nt
Organism: Thamnophis elegans (Western terrestrial garter snake)
Lineage: Eukaryota; Metazoa; Chordata; Lepidosauria; Squamata; Natricidae
Gene: DIRAS2
Product: DIRAS family GTPase 2
Exons: 2
Coding region: 105-704 (199 amino acids)
Biological process (GO): signal transduction
Cellular component (GO): plasma membrane
Molecular function (GO): GTP binding; GTPase activity; GDP binding
Source: RefSeq, a predicted model, not a curated record